AUGGGAAAGCUCGACCAUAUCCCGGAAUUGACGGGCAUGGAUACAUAUUUCGCAUGGAAGCAUGAGGUGAUUUACGCCCUUGGUAUCAAGGAUCAGUGGUGUCAUGUGACCGACACCAUUGAUCCCGAUGACGUCCUGGGCAACACCUUGUUUCAACCGAUGCUUGCUAAUCCCUUGUCGCCCACCGCUGAUGAGAUGAAGAGCAUUCGUGAAUGGCUCAUUAACGAUCUUAAGGCAAAAUCCAUCAUCACUCAUUGUCUCUCCACCUCUGUCCAACAGCUCAUCUCGACCAGUCACCGGGUGACUGCUUGGGACGCUUGGAAAACUCUGGAAGACCACUUCAGGCAGAGCAUAUAUUCACUCCAGAUGAAAGAUACCGCUGAUGCCUCACACUAUGUGGGCCAGCACACUGUGCUUCACAAAUGUUUGCUUCGCAUGGGGGUGAUCUACACUGACGCUGAGGCAGUGUUCCAACUUCUGCACGGACUUCCUCGGACCGGGACAUGGCCCCAGUUCAAGGCCCUCCUGACUCUGACUCUUCCUGCACACACUCCGGUUGUUACUGCCACUGCAACUGUCACCACCACCGCCUCUGCAUCUACCGCUACCACUGCUGGUGCUACCACCACUAUGAGCCCCUCAUUCUUCCUCCCAUCCGCAUCCACUUUCGAUGCCUAUGUUGCCCGCAUUUCUGCAGAAGCUGCUCGUAUCCUUGAUGAACAUGCUCUCGCAGGCAGCGCGCCUGGUUCAGAAUAUGCGAACACAGCGACAACUUCCUCCACUACGAACGUCAACACCAUCACUGGUCUUCGUAAACAUCAUCAUAAUCCGGAGGGGGUCUUCUGUACCACGGUUGGUUGUAAUAAAGGGGAUCACGACCAUGUGCAUUGCUAUGCAAAGGGCGGUGGCAUGGAGGGUCAAGCUCCUGGAUGA
Messenger RNA from Suillus paluster, 933 nucleotides. RefSeq lists its product as uncharacterized. The record is from RefSeq and is a predicted model, not a curated record. The transcript is spliced from 2 exons. Lineage: Eukaryota; Fungi; Basidiomycota; Agaricomycetes; Boletales; Suillaceae. Bases 1 to 933 code for a protein of 310 amino acids.